Messenger RNA from Prunus avium (sweet cherry), 1400 nucleotides. Its product is annotated as Protein kinase superfamily protein. Gene Ontology annotation, molecular function: protein kinase activity; ATP binding. Lineage: Eukaryota; Viridiplantae; Streptophyta; Magnoliopsida; Rosales; Rosaceae. Gene Ontology annotation, biological process: protein phosphorylation. The record is from RefSeq and is a predicted model, not a curated record.
UACAUGAAACCCAUCAAACAAAUAAAACCCUCAUUUCCAUUUCCCUCCACAUCUCUCCAAACUCAUCAAAGUUUUAAUUUCCUGGGUAUAUUUUUUCAUCAAGAAGAAAAUGGUGGACUUUGAUUAUGAUCAACUUGUGAAGGCAACAGAAAGCUUCUCUGCAACUAAGCUCAUUGGCAAAGGAAGCCAUGGCAUGGUGUACAAAGCCAUACUAGUCAACAAAUUGGUUGCCAUAAAGAAGCCACUUGAUCAAUAUCAUGCCCAUCAAGUAUCUCUCCUUAAGCUCGACAAUGAGAUAUGUGUAUUGUCUUCUCUACCCGAAAACCCACAUGUUAUAAGUCUUCUUGGAACAAGUCAUCAGGACUCAAACAAGAACAAGCUCCUUGUCAUGGAGUUCAUGCCCAAUGGCUCUCUCCAUGACCUACUUCAUGUUGCAUCCACACCCCCUCCGUGGCCUAAACGUGUGGAAAUCGCCAUUCGCGUUGCCCGGGCGGUCCAAUUUCUUCACCAAGGGGAACCUAUGGUGAUCCACAGAGACGUCAAGUCGGCAAACAUUUUGUUCGAUUCAGAUUGGAAUGCCAAGUUGGCGGACUUUGGACUUGCCGUGCUCUUGCGAGUCGACUCGCCGAGUCACGCGAGUCAACCCGCUGCAGGUACUAUUGGAUACUUGGACCCUUGUUACACCACUCCUAGCAAACUAAGUACCAAGAAUGAUGUGUUUAGUUUUGGCGUUGUGUUGUUGGAGAUUAUAAGUUCAAGGAAAGUCAUUGACAUCUACAAAUCACCAGCUUCAAUAGUGGAUUGGGCAAUUCCAUUAAUCAAAGAGCAAAGAAUAGAACAAAUUUGUGAUGCAAGGCUAGGGUUGCCCACGUACAUGUCAAGCACAGUAAGGCACAUGUUAAAUUUGGCAGCAAGCUGUGUCUCAUCAGAUGUAGCAUGUCGUCCAACAAUGACGGACGUUGUUAAGGAGAUCGAAAAUUGUUUCAUCGAACGAGUUAGGUUACCGAUUUGGAGUAACAUGCUGAGGAGUUUGGUGCCCACGAGGAUGAAAAAAUUAGCAAAAAGUUUGCAGCAGGCAAAGUGUGCAACAGAACAAAGUGAUGCUGAGGUUCCAAGUGGGAAGCUAUUGUUGUGGCAGGUUUUGGAUGAUGCUGCAGAUAUUGGCUGAGUUAACUCACUAGGACUCAGUUGAGUCAGCAACUCGGCCUGGUCAAUCAAUAUAUAUAUAUAUAGGAAAACCUGCAGGGCUGCAUUCCAAAGUCCAAAUAGAAGAUUCCGAGAAAUUAGGUGGGCAGAGAAUAUUACAAAGAUUUUGUUUGAUUGGGUGUCAUUCGGUGCUGAUGCUUAUUCUCUGUUUUUCAGUUAAUUUAUUUCCCAUUAUAUAUGGGGUUGUUGAUGCU